GGCUGAUCUGGAGACCAGCGCUGUCCGGGAAGCUCAAGACUUCGCACUCGCCUGGUGCGGGCUUCUGCUGCAUCUCUCUCCGCUACCACCACCAUGGGCUUACUCGGCUACUUCUCGUCUUCCAAGGUCAACCUCGUCAAGCCCGACGCGCAGGAUGCCAAGCAGGACGCGGCGGCCCCCAGUGCGCGAUCGGCGGGCAUCGCAGAGUCGUCAGCCGAGGAGAGUAGUGGGAACACCAGCGCGUCGAGCUCGCCAUCUGCCCCCUCUGCCCCCCUCCCAGAGGAACAUGACUCGAAGGCGGACUUUCCCAUCGUCGCUCCAUCUAAGCGAGCUCGCCGCUUCUCCCUCAAGACGCUCUCCUUCUCGCCCUCUCACAAGGCAGCUCUCACCACGGACGAAGAGCACAAGCUCCGAGAAGAUGCCGCAGAGGCGCUGGAACAUCGCGUCUUGAAGCGCACGCAUACUUCUGCUGCUGAUCGUCGCGCUAAGGAGAGCGCGCAUCUCGUCCGCGCCCUCAUCGUCGGACUGGACCCAGUAACGCCUAGCUCACCCAAGGUCACCAAAGCAGUCGCCAAGCCGCAGCUGGGGAAAGUGAAGUCCCAGUUGAUGAAGCCGAAGGAGGCAAACCGCGUCAUCGCACAGCUACGCGCUCUCUCUAGCUCAGAUGCGCAAGCCACGGAGCAUGGCGCGAAGGGCCCCAUUCAUGCUGUUUGUCUGGCACACAGCGAGGAGAAGGAGGACGAGUUGCACUUCUCGAAGCUUGCGCAGGAAGACGAGUCCCCUCCUCUCGAGCUCCCGAACUUCCUGCAGGGCAAUGCGGCCGCUGCAAAGCUGCGCAAUGUUAUCGACGAGAUGCACAUCGUGGACCUGCUGCUUACGCCUGACCUGGGUCUUGGUCAGUCCGGAGACGGGAAGGGCUUGCUCUCGGGCGCCGUCCCGACGGCAGAGACGGUCAUCAAUGGCGUGCAGCAGAUUACGCCCCAGCUCAUGGCGCUUGGCUACGCGACGGGCAGAGCUAUCCUUCCCGACCACGCUGGUGUCUAUCCUCCCACAGACCGGAUCUCCGUACUGACGUACUGGUGGGGGCUCGAGCUGUGCCUGCCGCCGCCGACGCUGUCGUAUCUGGCGAGCGCGAAGUCGGUGUCGGGCCAGCUGGUCAACUUCCUCACCGCGUUGUCACUCGUGAACAACGGCGUGAAAGAGCUUCUUCCAUUCGUUCGCUACAUAUCGCAGUUCAUCGACUUCGAGUUCGAUACUAUCACGAAGCAGAAUCACGGCCAAGGUGUCGUGUGCGCCGCUACUUGGAUCAUGCCCGCGGCCCUGGUUCCUCGCCCGUGGGACUUCCCCGAGAAGCCUGAUGCAACGGUCCCUGCUCAGCCCAUACCCAAGCAUGAGUCACCGAUUCCGGAAGAGCCAGAGGAUGUCCCAGCAGGGCCCGAUAUCCACCAGCCUACGCCCGACAUCAACCAACCUGGUCCCGAGCCCCCUGCUAAGGACUCGCCCUCGCCUGCUCCUCCGGUGACUGUUGCGCCGAUUCCGAUGGCACCGACGCUGGCAUCACAGGUUAUCGCGUUGACGGAAGAGCCGACCUUGACUCCGUCGCCUGUACCUGUAUCGGCGACUGCGUGAUGGGUGUGUACUGCCUCUUGACCUUGCAUACUGGAUCAUCAUGUUCAUGUUCUCGGAUUCCUCUUCGUUCCUUUCUACACGCCCCUUCGCGACUUUACGAUAGAUACACGAACGUUACGAUGUCCCUCCGUCUCCUUGGUGUCUCCCCGGCUUGCAUUGCAUAGUUCUUCCUUCCGCCUCUCUCGUACCUCCUUCCGACUCGGGCCCUUUCAUAAUACCCCCCUUGCACGUAUCAUUAUGCGCUACCUAUAUCUUCGCGAUGUUUGUACCUUCUCGUGGAACAUGUGUCUCCGUAUUCAUAGCUGGAACUUGAACAUAUCGAUAUAGCCUGGCUGUAGUUGGAAUUUGAAGCAGGUUGCGAUAACCUGGCUGCGGCGAUCAUCAGCCACAGUUGUUGCUUGAC
Schizophyllum commune H4-8 is the source of this 2032-nucleotide messenger RNA. RefSeq lists its product as uncharacterized. The transcript has 6 exons. Bases 94 to 1629 code for a protein of 511 amino acids. The record is from RefSeq and is a predicted model, not a curated record. NCBI's taxonomy places the organism in Eukaryota, Fungi, Basidiomycota, Agaricomycetes, Agaricales, Schizophyllaceae.